Aspergillus pseudoviridinutans is the source of this 1362-nucleotide messenger RNA. RefSeq lists its product as uncharacterized. The coding region runs from base 1 to 1362 and encodes 453 amino acids. Lineage: Eukaryota; Fungi; Ascomycota; Eurotiomycetes; Eurotiales; Aspergillaceae. The transcript has a single exon. The record is from RefSeq and is a predicted model, not a curated record.
AUGAUCAACAGCAUCUCAAACAAAGAGAGAAAGAAGCAGAAAGCAAGGUGCUCAUUCCGGGGUGACGAUGAUGUCGACCUAGAUAUUGACCCAACUGGAGGAGACAUGGCAGCAGCACAAACAGAGUGGCAGCAGUUUGUGAAAUGCCUUCAAGGAGAUGAAGCCAGUAAGAGGCCCAGCGCCACGAUCGUUCGGAGAAUCCUUGGAAUGCUGUAUAGGAACAAGCAACUCGACCGCAAAAUUACAGAGCUCAGAACGUCCGUGACUGACCUGAUUACGUUCACGAACAACAAGUGGGAGCUUUGCGUCUCUGGACCGGGGCAUUACACAGCUAUCCAAGCAGCGGACCUUCGCCUUGACGCAAUUCAGAUUCAAAAAGCCGCGGAUGAGAUAUACACUACAUGUCAAAGAACUAGGGAAUCUGACCCAGGGGCUGAGUGGGCAGUUGAGUUAUGUCUACCACGGGAUUUGCGGAAAGAAGCAAUCAUUAAGGAUAUGAUUAAUGAGCGUAGAGUCAUAUUUGGCGUGAGAGGUGCGAAAAAUGAGGGUCCUCAGGCAAUUUCCGAGGUUCGGAUGACAAACCUACGACUCCUCCCUGCAAGCUCAUCCACAUUAAUGCUUCAGUCCGCGAUGGAUCAGAUUCAACGAUCUCAAAAAGCUAUAAUUAAAAUGGAAGGAAUAGGUCACUUCGAGCUUCGGCGAGGCAGCGCAGCUAGCUUGCAGACGAGGACAUGGCGCUAUAUUCUCACGAAAACCAAAGACGAUGAGUCGGCCAAAAAAGCACUUUCUCUUGAAAGAGCGAAAUUAGCAUUUGGGAUGGUGAUGUGGAUGAUUUAUCUCUGGAAAACUAAGUGGUUUUCCAAUCUUUGCACUUGCGGUUUCAAAUGUGUGGCUUUCGACACGCGCGGUGUUAGAAAGCUGUCUCCAAAACCCGAGAGCGGCGUGGCUAGAAUUCAGAACAACGGCGUUUCUACAUCGAGGGAGCCUGCCGUUUCAACGCUACGUCUAGAGCAUAUCUUCAGACCUUAUCCAUCUACAACUCAAACUUGCCCAUGCCGGCCAGGGCUCUCAAAGAGUGGGAAGAUAUUUUUUUUGGGUACAACGCUGGCAGAGCUGUUACUUUCGGAGCCUAUUGAUAUAGAUAUAAUAGAUGGCCGAUUGAUACCAUCGGCAACGUCUCGGUUCGAAAACGAGCUCGACGUAUGUUACGCAUUGGAAGAACGCGAAGGCCCGGAAAGAGAGAUGUUCACUGUUGUACGAUUUUGCUUCGAGAAGGCGCAAGAUAAACAGUGGACGGUGGAUGAGGAGAUGUUUCCGGAAGACCAGGUUCAGGCUCUGAUAAUCAAUGUCCUGGAACCGUAA